Messenger RNA from Galleria mellonella (greater wax moth), 1321 nucleotides. RefSeq names its product meiosis-specific with OB domain-containing protein-like (gene hdm). Gene Ontology annotation, biological process: resolution of meiotic recombination intermediates. The transcript has 9 exons. The record is from RefSeq and is a predicted model, not a curated record. Lineage: Eukaryota; Metazoa; Arthropoda; Insecta; Lepidoptera; Pyralidae. Gene Ontology annotation, molecular function: single-stranded DNA 3'-5' DNA exonuclease activity; single-stranded DNA binding. Bases 63 to 1289 code for a protein of 408 amino acids.
UUUUUCCUUCAACUACUAAUAAAUAAAAAAAAAAAUCUAUAGUAACAUUUUAAUUAAAAAAAAUGGCGGGAAUUCAAAAAGUGCGACUAAAUAAUUUAAAUAUUAACUUAAAAAAUGCCCUUAUAGUUGGUAUUAUUAUAGCCAAAAAUAGUCCACGUACAAUAGGUUCCAAAAAGAAAAAUGGAGAGUCACGGGGGAUUAUCUCUUUCACAAUAAGAGAUUCCGAAGUAGACACUAUUAACGUAGAUGUAUGGGGUUCGGAAUAUUUUGUUACUACAUUUUACGAAAGAUUCCUCGUAGGUGACGUUGUUGAAAUAUCUUCACCGAAAAUAUGUGUUAAAUGCGGCGACAAUGAAAUGUAUAGGCCUCAGGUGUCCUCUCCAUUCUAUCUUUCUCUCAACGAAGGCAUAUCCGACGUAACAACACACAACGGGGACACCUACACCACAUAUUUACCCCUCUUACAUAUACCUACUAAAUCUUCUUCUGGUUAUUGUGGUAUAGCUGAAGUGGUCAAAUUAUCAGAGCAAACUGAUAAUGUCUACGUAGAUUUAUUGGUUGUCGUUAAAUCUGUAAGUCCUGCUAAGACGAUCCGAACAAAAACAGGUUCAGAGAUGACAAUUCGUUGUGUAGAAAUUAUAGAUAACACAUCACCUGCAUCAUUAUUCUUGGAUAUUUUUGAUAUUGAUACUAUACAGAGAGCUGACGAAUGGCACGUGGAGAGCGUGUUGUUCAUAGCUGAUGCUCGUGUAACGUGGCGCAGUCGAGCUGUGAAGGUACAAGUGUGUUCUAAGACCGUCAUCACUUACCAGCCGUACACAGCUGACGCAGAAGCAUUGAAAUUAUACAUUCGUAACCAGGGAAAUACAACAGGUGGUGGAGCUGCGGCUGCGUGGGCGGCGUGGAGCGGAGAGCGACCGUGCACAGCGUCUGUGGCUCAGAUCCGUGACAGAAUCGCCACGGGUACCCCUUUUUGUGCUUCCUUACAUGCCACAGUGACACGCCUCUGUUUAGAGGACCUUGUCAGCAGCGAUAACAACGAAGAUUUACUAAUUCGAUUUGCGGAUCACACCGGAGAACUCACUGCAAGGCUUCCAUUGACCACGCUGCCUGAAAUCUUCGGAUAUUCUAUGGAGCAGCUGAAGAUGAUAUCGUCAGAUGAAAGAGCAGCACUAAACUGGAAGUUUUUAUUAGAGCAAUGCAGUGCAAAGCUUGCCUCGUCGCCACCUCGUCUCAUCGUGCUGACAUUGCGCCGAGCCUCGCCUGCAGAUCCUAUACCUUUAUACUAAAUUUUAUCUCUGUAGAUUUUAAUUAAAUAAGA